AUGAGUUUCUCUGAGGAAGACCUUAAACAUUUCUGCGACCAUGAAAAGGAAUUGGUUGGUAAACUUCAUGCUCACUAAGAAUAGCACAAAGCACUUCUUGCUGAGCUGAAUGAACAAAUCUCUGCUGGAGAUGCUGAUGCCUAAGCAAGAGUCACUGAAAGCCAAAAAGCAAUCGAUGGCUUAGCAUGUGAGAUUCAAUGUAUCAUUGACUCACACAAGAAAGACAAUUGCACUGAGGAGCACAAGGAUGAAACUGACCACAGUCAUCAUCACCAUCACCAUGAUCACGAGCAUGCCCAUGAUCAUCAAGAUCAUGAUCACCCCCAUGACCACGAUCACCAUCAUGAUCAUGAACAUCAUCACCACGAACACGAGCACCAUGAUCACGAGCACCAUGACCAUGAACAUCAUGAUCACGAGCACCAUGAACAUCAUGAUCAUGAACACCAUGAUCACGCUCAUGAACAUAGUGAAAACUGCGAACACAAGCAAGAAUGA
This is a messenger RNA of Stylonychia lemnae, 498 nucleotides long. The record is from the annotation of a GenBank genome assembly. Lineage: Eukaryota; Ciliophora; Spirotrichea; Sporadotrichida; Oxytrichidae.